Messenger RNA from Trichoderma harzianum CBS 226.95, 297 nucleotides. RefSeq lists its product as hypothetical. Bases 1 to 297 code for a protein of 98 amino acids. Lineage: Eukaryota; Fungi; Ascomycota; Sordariomycetes; Hypocreales; Hypocreaceae. The transcript has 4 exons. The record is from RefSeq and is a predicted model, not a curated record.
AUGCCGGCCUAUCGUAUUGUUUUAUUUAAACUGAAGAAAGAUGUUUCGGAAGCUCAGGUUGAACAAUUUAUAAAUGAAUCCAAGGAAGAGGGACGAAAGGUUCCAGGAGUCUUGUCUCUAGAAAUAGGCCCAGCUCUCGAUAUGCAGAGAACUAAAGGAUACGAUAUGGGUAUCAUCCUCCAGGUGGAGACCCCGGAACAUCUUGCAUCGUUCGCAAAGGAUGCACGUCAUCUCAGGCUACAUGAGUUGCGCGAACAGAUUACAGAGGACAGCCUUGCAUUCAAUCUGGCUUUCUAA